CCUGGCUUGCCAUUCUAGUCGGGACCUUUGCUUGCUUCCGACAUUGCGAUUUGCGAUUUUCAGUUUUUUAAAACGACAUUCUUAUAGCUCCGGGUUUGGCUGUGUGAGCCGCUCGUGGCCUGGUUUGCGCUCCUUUUUACAGGUCAAUCCCCGACACCGCACAGAGUCUCGACUCUCACACCCCACACAUCAUGAGAUUGGAUAUCAAGAGACAACUCUUCGCCCGGUCGGAGCGGGUGAAGGGUAUUGACUUCCACCCAACGGAACCAUGGAUCUUGACGAGUCUCUAUAGUGGCCAUGUCUACAUCUGGUCUUAUGAGACCCAGUCUAUCAUCAAAACUUUCGAACUCACGGACGUCCCUGUUCGCGCCGGUCGCUUUAUUGCCCGCAAGAACUGGAUCGUCUGCGGCUCCGAUGACUUCCAACUCCGUAUCUACAACUACAACACCUCCGAGAAGAUUGCCUCGUUCGAGGCCCAUCCCGACUACAUUCGCUCGAUUGCCGUCCACCCGACCCAACCCUUUGUCCUCACCGCCUCCGAUGACAUGACAAUCAAGCUGUGGGAUUGGGAGAAGGGCUGGAAGUGCGUUCAGGUGUACGAGGGUCACAGCCAUUAUGUUAUGGGCUUGUCGAUCAACCCCAAGGACACGAAUACGUUCGCAUCGGCGUGCUUGGACCGCACCGUGAAGAUCUGGAGCCUUGGCUCCCCGCAUGCCAAUUUCACGUUGGAGGCUCACGAGACCAAGGGCGUGAACCACGUCGAUUACUACCCGCAGGCGGACAAGCCCUACCUCCUCACCACCUCAGAUGACAGGACUGUCAAGGUAUGGGAUUAUACGACCAAGGCGCUCAUCGCGACACUGGAGGGGCACACCAGCAAUGUCUCCUUUGCCUGCUACCAUCCGGAACUGCCCGUUAUUAUCUCGGGUUCCGAGGAUGGAACUAUUAAGAUCUGGCACGCCAACACCUAUAGGCUGGAACAAUCGCUAAGCUAUGGCCUGGAGCGCGCUUGGUGUAUUGCCUAUCAGCGUGGCCGCCAGGGAGUUGCCAUGGGUUUCGACGAUGGUGCGGUGGUUGUGAAGAUGGGUAGAGAAGAACCUGCUGUCUCCAUGGACGGGUCAGGCAAGAUCGUCUGGGCCAGACAUAGCGAAGUGGUCUCGACAGUCAUUAAGGGGUCCGACCCUACCAUCAAGGAUGGGGCUCCCAUCUCCCUACCGACGAAGGAUCUGGGCUCUUGCGAAGUUUACCCGCAGACCUUGUCCCACUCUCCCAACGGGCGGUUCGUCUCUGUCUGCGGCGACGGUGAAUACAUCAUUUACACUGCUCUCGCUUGGCGGAAUAAGGCUUUCGGACAGGCCCUUGAUUUCGCGUGGGGCUCCAAGGAUAAUAGCAAUGACUAUGCCAUCCGCGAGUCCCCCACUAGCGUCAAGAUCUUCAAGAAUUUCAAGGAAGUUAGUGGUGGUCUCGACGUAGGAUUCCAAGCCGAAGGUCUCACCGACGGUGUCCUCCUCGGUGUGAAGGGACAAGGUGGAAUUGGGAUGUUCGACUGGGAGACUGGAAACCUGGUCCGCCGGAUUGAAGUUGAGCCCAAGGCUGUUUACUGGUCCGAGUCUGGGGAGCUGGUUACGCUCGCAUGCGAGGAAUCCUUCUAUGUCUUGCGAUUCUCGCGGGAGAACUAUGUCAAUGGCUUGAACGAGGGCGAAGCUGACGAGGACGGAGUCGAGUCGGCCUUCGAAGUGGUGACCGAUAUCAACGACUCUGUCAGAACUGGCGAGUGGGUUGGAGACUGCUUUAUCUAUACCAACUCGACGAACCGUCUGAACUACCUCGUGGGUGAUCAGACCUACACUAUCUCGCAUUUCGACCAGGGGAUGUACGUCCUUGGUUAUCUGCCUCGCGAUGGACGGAUCUAUCUCGCCGACAAGGACGUCAAUGUCGUUUCCUUCGGUCUCUCCCUCAGCAUGGUCGAAUACCAGACCGUGGUACUCCGCGGAGACAUGGACCUGGCCGCGGAGCUGUUGAACGACGUUCCCCAGGACCAGAUGAACAAGGUCGCCCGGUUCCUCGAGGGCCAGGGGUACAAGGAGAUGGCGCUUGAGGUUGCCACGGACCAAGAACACCGCUUCGAGCUGUCGCUCUCGCUCAACAACUUGGAGAUUGCCCUCGAGAUCGCCCGCGAAGCCAACGUCGAACACAAGUGGAAGAUCGUCGGUGACGCCGCGAUGGCCGGGUGGAACCUGUCUCUGGCGCAGGAAUGCUUUUCCAACGCCAAAGACCUGGGCUCGCUCCUCCUCCUGCACACCGCCAGCGGCAACAAGGACGGGCUGGCUCAGCUGGCCACACAAGCUUCCGAAGCCGGCCUGCACAACGUCGCCUUCUCCACGCUCUGGUCUCUCGGUGACGUGGACGGCAGCAUUGACCUCCUUGUGCGCACCAACCGCCUCGCAGAGGCCGUCCUCUUCGCGCAGACCUACAAGCCCUCCCGCGCCCCCGAGCUCGUCAUGCAGUGGAAGGCAUCCCUGGACCAGGCCGGCAAGUCCAAGACCUCUCGUCUGAUCGGUGUGCCGCCCGGAGCCCCCAACGCCACCGCCACGGACGACGACCUGUUCCCCGAGUGGGACGAGUACAUCCGUCUGGAGAAGGAGGGUGUCGCCCCGCAGCCCCCCUCCUCGGAGUCGCUCAUCGACGUCAACGGUGAAGACGAGGAAGGCCAGCCCGAAACGGCAGAGAACGGUGCCCCGGAGGUGGAGGCCGAGGCGUAAAGUGUCGGCAUAGAUUCGAUUCCCCCAAUUUCCCCCAAUCUUUCUCUUUCUCUCUCCUUGCGGUGGAGCGAAGCCCGUGAAUGACAAAUGUAUGGAUAAAGUGUGCCUGGACUGGACCCUGGAGUUUUUUCUCACGAGGAAGAGAAACAAAGAAAGAUCAACAAACACCCUUUGAUAUCAGCAUGUGGUAGACAUGGUAAUCUG
Messenger RNA from Aspergillus campestris IBT 28561, 2966 nucleotides. RefSeq names its product coatomer subunit beta'. NCBI's taxonomy places the organism in Eukaryota, Fungi, Ascomycota, Eurotiomycetes, Eurotiales, Aspergillaceae. Gene Ontology annotation, molecular function: protein binding; structural molecule activity. The record is from RefSeq and is a predicted model, not a curated record. Gene Ontology annotation, cellular component: COPI vesicle coat. Gene Ontology annotation, biological process: intracellular protein transport; retrograde vesicle-mediated transport, Golgi to endoplasmic reticulum; endoplasmic reticulum to Golgi vesicle-mediated transport. The transcript has 6 exons. Bases 192 to 2762 code for a protein of 856 amino acids.